GAUAGAAAAGAAGAGACUUGUUUAUCCAGGGCCAAGUGAAUUUUGGAAUUUGCUAAAGAAGAGGGCUAUGAUUCUGUAAAUCAAUAAGUGGCUAAUAAAUAGUACAUCUCUCUCUUUGUAUUUUACUAUGUGACAAAAUUUGUAUAAGUUAUUAAGUAUACAGGAUACCUUUUAUUAUUAUGGCUGAAGUACAGUUUAAGACAAUGAAGAUCAUAAAACUAUAUGAUUUAUGUUAGGUUAAAAAUAAUAGUGCUAAACCACCAGUUAUGGCUGUCACAAGAUUUACAAAAAGUAACUAAGAUUCUCCUAUCCUGAUGAUAUGGAAAACUGAUGAGGCAGGCUAAUUCCUUUGAAACAGAGGCUGAUUGGAAAUUAAACUGUAUGAGAUUAUAUGGCCAAGCAAGAAGGGAUAUAGAAAUGAACUACAGAUCAAUUAGCUUGACAUCUGCAGUAGAAAAUAUGUUAAAAUCUAUUAAUUACAGAUGUGGUGGAAGGGGAAUUUAGAAAAUGAUAAUAGGAUAGUGUCUAUCGACCUCUGUUGUUUGUGAUUUAGGUAGGCUUUUUAGAAAAUUUGCAGACUACACGUUAGUGGAGUUGUAGAUAAUGAGAGAAGUUAUUAAAGGAUACAGCAGGAUAUAGAUCAGUUGCAAAUCUGGGCAGAAAUAACAGAUCCAAUUUAUUCCACAGAUAUGAUUUGUUGCACUUUGAGGGACCAAAUGCAACAGAACCAUAUAUGGUCAAAUGGCAGGACAAUUAGCAGCACUGAUAGAAGGAGUUUGAGGAACAAGUCUGAAUGUAACAACACAAGUAGAUUGUGUGGUAAUAAAAGCAUUUGGCAUACUUGCUUUAACGGAUCAGGGCAGUGAGUAAAGAAACUGGCAAGCCACAUUGAAGCUGUAUAAAAUGUUGGUUAGGCCACAUUUGAAGUACUGUGCAUAUUUAGAGUUCUGGUCUCAACAUUAGGAGGAGGAUGUGGAGUGUACAGUAGAGGUUCAUCAGUAUGUCUCCUAGAUUAAAGAGUAUUAUCCAAGUGCAUAAAUAAUGUGCAGGCAGACAGGAUUAAAUUGGCAUCAUGUUUAGCACAUACAUGUCAGCCAGAGAUCUUUUCCUUUGCUGUACUGUUCUACUUUCUAUGAAAGGGAGAUCACUUAAUCAAUCUGCUAUUUGAUGUUUGUCUGACAUGGCAACUUAUAAAAAUAAAUAAGAGCAAACUAAUUAAUGUGGUAUCCUAAGUAUUUCUCAGACUUUCCAUUAGGAGCUACAGUAGAGAUUGUUAGAAACAACACACUGGUAUGAAUAGAGAAGAGACUAAUGGGACAGAAAAUUGAAUUAAAAUAAAUGGGUUAUCUUCAAAAGGAGAAUCAGGAGCAGCAAAGAUUUAGCAAGGGGAUCAAGAGAUCCAAAUCAAAAUGGGCUUUAAAGUGGAGCUACACAAGCUUCAGGAGAAACACACAUUAAGUACAUGGACAAGAUGGUGUUGGUGAAUCAUGAUGACGUUCUGCAGACUACACACAAUUACAUUGAUUCUAUUAUGGUUAUUAUUCUAUUAUCGAUUUAUUGAGUAUCCUGCAAGAAAAUGAAUCCUCAGAGUUGUAUAUGUUGACAUGUGUACUGUGAUAAUAAAUUUACCUUGAACUUUGGAGAAAGACAUAGCAGAUGGAAUACAAUGUGAAAGAAUGUGCAAGCGUACAUUUUAGUAGAAAAUGGAAAGAUGAGAGUUUGAAAAGUUUUGCUUUUAGGAUGCUAACCUUUACUUGAAUUCAUGAAAGCCUUAUAUAGGGCUCCGAUGAAAAUGCAUCUGGAAUAUUGUUUACUUUUCCAGUAUCCCUAAAGAAACAUGUACUUACCUAUGAGUGAAUGCAGCACAGGCUCAUCAGAAUGAUUCCUAAGUUUACAAGUCUGCUCUUGAAUUUAGAAGAAUGAGACGGGUUCACAACGAAAUAUAUAAAAUUCAUAUACGGCUUGAAACUCCAGAGGCAGAAUUGCCAUUUUACCUGUCCAGGGCUUCAGAUCCAUGAUUCACAGUUUCAAAAUAAGGGUUUAAUUGUUCAGAACAGAAAGAAAUAAGAAAUUGCCUCACCCAUAGGAUAGUGAACAGUUUUAAAAAAAUCCAAAUGAAGAGGACUCUGGAAGCUGUCCAUCAAAUUUUCAAGACAGAUUGACUGAUUUUCAGAGAAUCAGUCAAGAUACAUGGCUAUUGUAAAGAACAGACACUGAAGUAAAAGAUCAGCCACAACCUAAAUGAAUGAUGGAGCAGCCACAAGAAGCUAAAUGGCUUUCUACAGCGUCUUAUCAUUUAAUGUAGAGAAUGGAUCAAAUGCACCUACAUCCCUUCAGAGAUCAAAAUUGCACAGCAUAUCAAUCAACAAGAUCUGGACCAAGAGCUGGGAGGUGGUUUUGGGCUGGAUCAGUCUUCUUUGCCUCCUUCGAUGUAAUGGGCCAAUUACCCAACUCCCUCCGAUUCUAAUUUCCCUUGUUAUGUGUUCUUCUGCAAACAUACCAAGUGUUUCUUCAUCUGAGUUUACCACACUUCCAUAUCCAGAUAAUUUCUCACACGAUUUGCCAGAAACAACAUUGUUGAACUGGAGCUAUAUUUUCCUGCUGUGGCUUGGAGGUUUGCAUGCCUUACUGACCUGGAGAGCUACGUUGGUUGGAGUUGAGGCUUUAUGCUUUGAUUCUUGGUAGGGUCACCCUUACCAAAUAGAUCAAAGGGUAGGGGCCAGACUAAGUGGUCCACCGGUCCUUCGGAUUCGGGAGUUCAGUUCAGGGCUAACAACCCAGAGAGGUAAAACAAAAUUAUUACGGAACCAGCAAUGAAAGAAUCCUCUAAUGUGAGUGCGACAGUAUUGCCGAGUCUCCACCCAGGACUUGCAUGACUGACAGUAGUGAAAACCAAGAGAAAGCUACUGACAUGAUGAAGGAAGCCCCAAACACUGCCAGAGAUGAAGGACCUUCAUUGUUGCCCUAAACGCUAACGGUACAACAGGCAGUAAGCAAGUCUUCAUUUCUAAAGAGUGUGCCUAUCUGUCCCCAGGGCCCAUACUCCUAGUAUACAGCAAUCUCCUUAAUAACAUAUCAAUUUUCCUUCUCCAACAUAUCAUUCAUGCCAAAAUUCUUGCACAAUUCUAAUUACAUUAUCAAGCUUUUCUUUGCUCUGGGAUAGUUCCUGCUGUUUGCCCUUGUGUGGUAAAUUUGCAUACAUUCUUUCUUUAUAUUUUCAUUCUCCAAAUUUAUUUGGGUCCAAAUUGUUAUACUACCCACCAAUACCACAUUCUUGGAAAACACCUUCCCACAUCCUGAUACAUUCCACUUUAUACUCCAUUCCCAGCUUCUUUGUUUUACCUCUCCAGUACAACCUGACCUUGUUUCACACCAACAUGCGAAUUACUCACUGUACAAUCAGACUCUUAUUUGAUCCAUUUCCACUCUUUUCAAUGCUGCUCCCUCAACAAUUGUUGCUUCUGUAUUGUGUGAUUGAGAUCUUCUACUCUCACUUGUUCAAUACAAUCACCACGUCACUUUCCAGUAAGCCUAAAAGCUUUUGGAUCACUGAUCUGCUUCUCCCUCCAAUAACCCUAUCAUUAUACUGGUGAGUUGAGUCAAUGGGUGAAUCCAAUCAAAAGCAAACCUAAGAGUCUGGCCGUUUACUUCUAAUUCUGUCAGCCUGACCUGUAGACCAUUCUGCCUCUAUUACUUCCAUCAGUCAACUUCAGCUACACCAAUUACAUUAUAGCUUAACCAAUUAAUUUCUGAGUAUCAUCUCCUAAAACAUUCGUAAAUAUCUGAUACCAAAUGAAGUACAAUUACCAAUGCUCAAUCUAAAUCAGGAGGUCCCAACCCCUUGCUUAAUGAUAUUGGACCAUGGCAUUAAAAAAAGGUUGGGAACCCCUAAUCUAAAUUAACCUGCCCAUUUUCUAUCAGCACGCCUAAUGAAAGGUUAUCAACCGUAACUGCUCACUUUCUCUCAUCACCCAAUUAGAGUCUCAGAACACUUCAGCACAGCAGGCCAUUCAGCCUAUCUAGUCCAAGACGAACUAUUAAUCUGCCUAGUUCCAUAAACCUGCACCCGGACCACAACCUCCAUACCCCUCCCAUCCAAUGUUCCUAUCAAAUUUUUCUUAAAUGUUGAAAUUGAACCCAUAUCCACCACUUCCACUGGCAGCUCAUUCCACACCACCCUGGGUGACGAAGUCCUCCCUCAUAUUCUCCUUAAACAUUUCACCUAACCUAUUCAACCUCUCCCUAUAACCCGUGUCAAAUCCUGGUAACAUUCUUGUAAGUGUCCUCUGGUGUCUUUCCAUCUUAUUGAUAUAUAUCCUGUAGGCAGAUGACCCAAACAGCACAAUCCUCCAAAUUAAGUCUCACCAACAUUUUAUACAACUUCAACACAACAUUCCAGCUCCUGUACUCAAUACUUUAAUUUACAAAGAUCAAUAUGCCAAAAGUUCUCUUCAUAAUCCUAUCAACUUGUGAUGCCACUUUCAAGAAAAUAUGGAUACAGAUUCCUAGACCCCCCCCCGCCCCCGUUCUACUGCACUCUUCAGUGCCAUAGUAUUCCUUGACUGUACACUCUGGUUGUCCUUCCAAAGUACAACACCUCACACUUGACUGCAUUAAAUUCCAUCUGCCAUUUUCCCAGCUGAUCCAGAUCCUGCUGGUGAUCCAGUUUACUAUAUUAUCAUAUAUGUCAAUCAUCUGGAUGACAAACAACAGACCCAGUAAUGAUCCCUGAGGCAUAUCAACAAUCACAGGCCUCCAGUCAGGGAGGCAACCAACUACUACCACUCUCUAACUUAUCCUACAAAGGCAAUGGCUAAUCCAAUUUACUACCUCAACCUGAAUGCCAAGUGACUGAACCUUCUUAACCAACCUCCCAUGUGGGAUCACGUCAAAGGCCUGGCUAAAGACCAUGUAGAGAACUGUUUUACCAAAAUGUGUUAUACUAUUUCUUUAAGUCUGCUCUCUUUUGGUCACACCAUCCACUUACUUCGCUACCCAACAUCACGGACAGAAGGACAUCCACAUUUGACAUUUCCAAACCUGCUGGCCUGUUACCCAAACGCUGACAUACAAUUAAAUGUCACCCUCCAGCAAACUCUCAGUUCUGCCCAUUCCUCCACCAGCAUCAAGAUACUACCCAGUUCCCAACACAUUUGUGUCCAUUCGACCUCAACACAUUUCUGUAAGUCUGUACACAGCAGCCCUCAGGAUUCAGUUCCAUGACAAAACCGGGAAUAGCCUGGUCUCCACAGCCCAAAUGAAAGACCAAAAUCAACACCAUCCUGGUUGAAGUUGCUCUUCCACUCAUACAACGGAGAUUACAAUUAUCCCAAUUUCCUUUACUCAAAUGCCUGCACUGAAUCCUGGCAAUGGCAAAACUGAAAAGUGGGAAGGGAAAUUAGAGAUAUCACAUGAUCUGUACUGAUGGAGAAAAUAGCUUAGUUUCUCAGAAGGUACAAACAUCCCUUAAACCAAUCAACUUCCCCGACCCACUUUACAACAUCUCGGCCUUAUUCUGUCUCCAGCGAAGUAACUAACAUUAUAUAAUGCAUUUGCUCAUUAAGAUACUUUAGAGCCUUAAGCACUUCAUCUUCCCCCAAGGUAAGAGAUGUGUGUGGGGGGGGAAAGAGAUUAUGAACCCACAUCUUACCACCAUUUUACAUGUAUGAUUUUAUUUCAAUCGCAUGAUGUCAAAUUCUUACAAUAUGUUCCUGUUGAGAGAGAAUUUAAAUAAAAAAUUACACGCACCAGCCUUUUCAUGACAAUAAAUCCCAUUUUAAACAAACCAGCGAGACGAUUUAAAUUCCGGAGGUUGUCAAAAAUGCAUCCUCUAAGCGUGAGUCUGCACUGGGUUGUAAUAGACGAGCUCUCGUAUUUUUAUAAAUAUUUUAGUUCAUUUUUAUUUUUUUUGAAUCGGCAUUUUAAUGGCUUAUGGUGAGGAAACAGGCAGCUGGGCUAUUGUUUGUUAAUCGCUUGUUAAUUGGGUUAGUUUAAUAUUUAAGUUACUAAAAUAAAUGAACCGUAAAUAUAAAACGGAAAUGGAAACCUACUGCUGUUGGUAAUCUUUUUUUAAAAAAGAAAAGAUAUUCCUGCAGCCAAAAGACAAACAGAGAAACCCAGUAUUUUUUUUUGACACCUUGCAGAAAAAUAUGCCCCAGCAAACCACCAGGAGGCUUCGAGGCGCCGGCACGCGGACAAGUGAGGUCCAAAUGCAGUCAUCCGCAACACGAAUCGCCGGUCGGUUCGACUCCAGCCAGCAUCCACAACCCCCGCCCUCCGCCUCACAUCACCUUCACCGUCAAAAAGCAACGGCAGGCGGUCGGUGCCGUCUCCAUCCCUGAGGUGGGCACCAUUCGAGUCCUUAGAACUCUCCUCGGCACCUACAUUAGCGAUGACUUCUGCUAGACGAGACUUCGGAUCAUUUCAUUCAUCAAAUGUGCAAGAACUUCUGGGCGCUAUAAAGGCGGGGAAUUAUGUUCCCCCUACUUUGCCAUUCGAGUUGCCCAAGUUCCACUAUAAUAAUGGAAAUAUUCCAAGCUUUGGCGAAGAGAUGAGGAAAAAGCAUUUUCUUCUGGAGGAGGAGACAACAUUUAUUAAUCAUGGUGCUUUUGGCAGUACUUUGAAAGAGGCUCUGGAUGUUGCCCAGAAAUGGCAGCUAUAUAUUGAAAGACAACCUCUGCGAUUUUAUGAUAGAGAAUUGCUUCCCCAUUUGGUCUUUAUUUUGAAACGAUUAGCUACGUUUGUAGGAUGUUCUCCAAUGGAUUUAGUGCUGGUACCAAAUGUUACGAUGGCCAUGAAUAUUAUCGUAAGGAAUCAGGAUCUGAAGGAGGGGGAUAUAGUUUACAUGCUGAAUGUGACCUAUGGUGCUGUGAAGAAACUCCUCAGACAUGUUUGUGAAGAGCAAGGGGCCACACUGCAGGAGGAAAGUCUGGAAUUUCCACUAUCAGGGCCUGGUCAGAUCAUUAACAAAGUGGAGGAGUCUUUGCAGCCAGGGACAAAAUUGGCAGUGUUUGAUCACAUUCCUAGCAAUGCUGCAUUCAUCAAUCCAUUGGAGGCAAUCAUCAGUAUCUGCCGACAAAGGGGUACAAGAUUACUAAUUGAUGGAGCACAUUCACUUGGUGUAAUGGAUUUGAAACUCAGUUCUCUAGAUGUUGAUUAUUAUACAUCCAACUGCCACAAAUGGUUCUGUAGUCCAAAGGGUUGUGCUUUCCUGUACGUUAAACCAGAGCUGCAAAAUUCCUUACGACCACUUGUGAUUUCACAUGGAUUUGGCUUUGGCUUCAGUUCUGAUUACAUCUGGACAGGCUUGAAAGACUACACACCUCCCCUGGCUCUUCACACUGUGUUGGAUUUCUGGGAAUCUGUGGGUGUGCAAAGAAUUCGAGGAUAUAUCAAAGACCUUAUGUCCCAAGCUGUGGAUUUACUGGUGAACCGUUGGAAAACUGGACUACUGGCCCAAAGAGGAAUGUUUGGUUCUAUGGCAUGUGUUCGACUCCCAGAGCGUCUACUUAAAGGUGAUUAUGCAAAUUAUGAGCAGGCAGAGACCAUCCAGAAUAUCCUGUACAGCCAGUUUAACAUUGAGGUGCCCAUCAAAGCUCUGGGAGGAAAGUUGUAUGUUCGAAUUUCUGUACACAUCUACAAUGAUCUGAAGCAGUACCAGAAGCUUGCAGAUGCUGUCGAAGAAAUUACAUUAAAAGCUUGUUGUCUUUUGCACACUGAUUGAAGGCCCAAGUUGAUCCUCAGGACUAGACUCCCAGUCUGCUCUGAGUGGGCUAUAUUGUUCAUAUGUCUGACACCAUCUCCAAAACAGGCACUCCGGCCUUUAUUAUCAUGGUAAGAGAUUGCUGACAGCGCAGAGAAAACACUUCAAAACAUGCAUGAAAAAAAUAUAACUCAUGGGUAUCCUCGGCUUGUGAUUGAUCAAAAUGAAGCUAAUUUUCUGGGAUAGCACUGGGAACUUUGAUUCUCUGUCAGAAGCCCAAUGGCAACGGCAAAAGUGCACAAGCCUACCAUAUUACUCACCUCCACCCACUAGUCUCAGUGAUGAAUGUAAUGAGAGAGCAGAAGGUUAGAAGAGAGCUUUGGUAAAGGUCCCGGCCCGACUGUGUCCUCGGUCACAAUGAGCUUUCUCAGAACUCAUAGUACUGGAGUGACUCGAAGAAAAAGAGUGAAACAAAAAAAAAAGAAUGGUAAGGGAGGUAGGUUUUUCAAGCAUCAUUGCUGGACUUCCAUCCACUCUCAAGGAAGAUAAUUGAGGUUCUCAGUGUCACCGUGGACAGUCCUUCAUUUUGAUUCAUCACAUUCUCUUGUCCUGACGAAGGGUCUCGGCCCAAAACGUCGACUGUACCUCUUCCUACAGAUGCUGCCUGGCCUGCUGCAUUCACCAGCAUUUUUUUGUGUGUGUGUUGCUUGAAAUUCCAGCAUCUGCAGAUUUCCUUGUGUUUACAAAAGAAAGAGUGUCUGUUUCAGGAGUCUGGUGAAGAGCUGGGAGCUGUGCCCCCCACCACCACUAGUGUUGGCUGAGCACUGGGGAUUUAGACCAGGGAGAGGAACCUGAUAUUUCCCUUAUCCUGCUAUCUUGUAGUUUACAUUGUGGGCAGUUUAUGUAAUUUUGACUCAUUGAGAAAAGAGCAUCAGUUCCCAUGUUAAAUUCUGUAAAUGUUGCAAUAAGUAGUAAUACCAAAAUGUUUGCAAUGGACUGAACUAUAGGUGGAGUCUCACAAGGCUUUGUGUCAAUCCUGUGCUUUAUUAUUGGCCAUUCAUUCCUUAAUGCUAUUAAUUUUUCUGCAUCUUAUAGCUGAUUCAUCAGUUAGUGUGCUGCUUCACAAUUCUCUGGAAAGUUACCUUCUGCAAAGUUAGUUGGGGUUCAGGAACCUGUUUACAUUUCUAUGGGGAGUUGAAACAAUGUAAUGUAUCCUGAGAAUUUUAAUUGGUUAAAUAACAGUAAUAGCCAUGAAUUUUCUCCAUUAAAUAGCAAUAGGUCUUUCAUUCACUCACAUACAAAAGCAAAUUUAAUUUUAAAAAAGCAAUGCAACCUGGCUAUUGCAAGAUGAG
Molecule: messenger RNA, 9054 nt
Organism: Mobula hypostoma (lesser devil ray)
Lineage: Eukaryota; Metazoa; Chordata; Chondrichthyes; Myliobatiformes; Myliobatidae
Exons: 15
Coding region: 6392-7723 (443 amino acids)
Source: RefSeq, a predicted model, not a curated record